Procambarus clarkii (red swamp crayfish) is the source of this 2956-nucleotide messenger RNA. It is a transcript of the gene m-cup, whose product is annotated as ankyrin repeat protein mann-cup. Gene Ontology annotation, molecular function: protein binding. The record is from RefSeq and is a predicted model, not a curated record. NCBI's taxonomy places the organism in Eukaryota, Metazoa, Arthropoda, Malacostraca, Decapoda, Cambaridae. Gene Ontology annotation, biological process: ubiquitin-dependent protein catabolic process; innate immune response. Gene Ontology annotation, cellular component: cytoplasm; ubiquitin ligase complex.
CUGCGCCCAGCUGGUGUGAGAUACACUGGAGACGCGGCCGUAGCAGUGUGUCGUGUGUGACUCUCUCAAGUACCUGUGUUGUGUUGCCCGCGGACCUCGCCCCGCGCUCACUCUGGUCACCCACCAGUUAUUUUACGUGAGGUGUGGACUAAGCUAGUCGAGCUGGAUUCCCCAAAGGAAAAUUUCUUCUCAGUCUUCAAGCGUAGGAUGUGGAUUACGGGGAAGGUUGAUCAGUCCUCGCAUAAAGAACAGACAUUCACGGAUUUAUAUAAUGAGUGUCGAAACAUUGCACCUGGGGCUAGACUCUCCUACAUGCUGCGGACCAGGCUCGAGAGGUUCCAGAGAGAAGACAGAAAAGAGAUAGUGACCAGAACGCGAGAUGGGUGCGCGCCGCUCUUUGUUGCAUGCAAGCGAGGCAAUGUGGAGGUGGUGGACUACCUUAUCACAACGUGUAGUGCCGACGCCGAGCAGCGUGGACUGUACGAGGUGCCAGAUGACAGGUCAAUCCACAAUGUGACACCACUGUGGUGCGCCUCUGUUGCUGGCCGUUUACCUGUGGUGAAGUGUCUAGUGCAGCACGGCGCGGAUGUCAACAGCGUGUCAGACACUGGGUCAACCCCUGUACGUAGUGCUUGCUUCAUGACCCAUCUCGAUAUAGUGACUUACUUGGUGGAGAAUGGAGCAAAUAUUUCAAAACCCAAUUAUAAUGGUGGUACCUGUUUGAUAAAUUCUGUUCAGAGUGUGAAGUUGUGUGAAUAUCUACUCAAGCACGGUGCCGAUGUCAACGCACAAGAUAUUCAGAACAAAACUGCCUUACACUAUGCUAUUCAAGAACACCGUUUUGAGACGACAAAAUUAUUGCUUGACCAUGGAGCAAACCCACACCUGACCAGUAGAUACCACGAUGAUGCACUUCAGACUGCCUGCAUCAAGGGUGCCUGUCAGAUCUUUGAAUAUUUAAUAAAUGUUGUCUCGUAUGCCCCUGGCCGAAUAGCAGAUGGAUACGAGUUACUUGGUACAACAUUCUUGGACGAGCAUCAUGACAUCCAAGCUGCUCUCCAGUACUGGCGAAAAGCUACAUGCAUUCGUCAGGCAUCUGGAGUUUCAAAAGUUAUAUUGCCUGCAAGACACAAUUAUCAGUUUGCUCUGGAAUUUAAGACGUCAGAAGAGUUGGAAGUCGUUGCCAUUGAUUUAAAUGGUAUGCGAACUCAGAGUUUAUUAAUCUGUGAACGUAUUUUGGGAACUGCUCACAAGGAUAUGAUCUUUAGGUUGAUGUACAGAGGAGCAGCAUAUGCAGAUUCUCUCCAAUAUCAAAAUUGUAUUGACCUGUGGCUAUAUGCCCUGGAACUUAGAAUUCAAAGAGAUACAAUUCUUUUCAAUGAAACAUGUUUUACAGCUCAGGCAUUAGUUCGACUCUAUUUAGAUAUGAUAGACAAGCAUGGAGCAGGUGUGAUGCAAAACACCGUCAGUUUUGAUGAUGCCUAUCGUACCCUCGAGUUGCUUGCUGACCAACUUCCAAAAUGCAUGGCUCUUCUCCGAAUACAACCAGUCCAUAAAAAGCACCAAAGUAACUUUGAUCACAUGUUAAAAGUUUUAAUACACAUGCUUUUUGUUGUAUUGCAUAUUCCAAGCACAGAAGAGCAACACGAAAAGGUGGCAACCCUUGUAAAUAAUAUUUUGCGCUUAGAUCCCAGAACGUGCCAAGGUGGUCACUCUCUUCUUCAUCUUGCAGCUAUGAAGACUAAUGUGCUUAAUAAUCAUUCAUUGUUAGAAGAUGAACAUAUGACCCCAUUUCCCUCAGCAGGGGUUGUAUCCUUCCUAUUGGCAUGUGGUGCUCCAGUAAAUGCAACAAACGACAAAGGAUCAUCUCCACUGUUCAUGGCAUCGCAGGAUAUUCUCUUCAAGGAGGAGAUUGUGGAGGUGUUGCUGAAGGCUGGAGGACAUGUAGACCAAGUGACAGCAAUGGGUGAGAGACCUAGCAAGAACCUGAGGCGUAACCCUAAGUGUCAGAUCAGCAUUCUAAACUACACCUCUCUUAAGUGCUUGGCAGCUAGAAUUAUUCAAGAACAUAGGAUCCCUUAUGCAGGAGAAGUUCCAACUCACCUUGAAUCCUUCAUCAAGAUGCACUAGAAAUCUUUGAAAUCCACUUAAUAAUUUUUUUAGAUACCCAAACUCGAGUACCAUAAUGUUUGUGAUCCAUAUGCACUUAAAUCCCCUCUUGAUUUUUUUUUGUGGUGGUGGAGGUGGGUAGUGCCUCGGAUGUGAUUCACUAUUAAUCUGCAUGGAUAUCGUGCAUUUGGGAAGCCCAAGUAAUAUUAUUACAAGAUGUUUAUUGUUGUAAACAGAAAAAGUUUUAAUUACAACUUGUGCUCAGAAAAGUUAUAUUUUUUUAUUUUCCAAAGCAGUGGCAUUUAUUGACAAUACAAUAAGUGAUAUUUUUUCUACAGUAUGGUACAUAAAUGUUAUGUAAAUCAUCAGAAAGUGUUAUUUAAAAAAAUGUUGGAGGAUUUGAUCACAUACCCAUUUGUGAGGGUCAGACUGAAGUUAGUUGCAAGAAUUGCUGGUUGGAUGAGCAAUGUGGAUGAGAGGAAUCAUAUUUCCAGGCUUCAGUUCUAUUUGUACAUACAGCAUUGUAUAUAUGUGUAAUAAAUACAGUACCUUUUGUAUGCAAUGAUGCUGUUGGGGUUUAUUUUCUAUGGCUCUUAUACUUAAUGGAAAUACUGCAAUGCAUAUUAACAAUUAUUUUAUAUUUAAGAAAGUUAUUUCUUAAUAUAUAGUAUUUUUGAAGACCAGCAGUUUACCAAGUAAAGCAAUCUAUUUGUCUAAAAGAAGUAAAGUAUUUACCUUCCCCCCUCCCCCCCUUGUCUCCUUGACCAACACACAUUAUGACUUUGCAGUUUACCUUAAACUUUAGUAAACUUAGAGUUGAUGAGUAAUAACACUUGAAAAUUUAUUU